Penicillium subrubescens is the source of this 2505-nucleotide messenger RNA. RefSeq names its product Arabinanolytic transcriptional activator araR. Bases 1 to 2505 code for a protein of 834 amino acids. NCBI's taxonomy places the organism in Eukaryota, Fungi, Ascomycota, Eurotiomycetes, Eurotiales, Aspergillaceae. Gene Ontology annotation, molecular function: DNA-binding transcription factor activity, RNA polymerase II-specific; DNA binding; zinc ion binding. The record is from RefSeq and is a predicted model, not a curated record. Gene Ontology annotation, biological process: regulation of DNA-templated transcription; DNA-templated transcription. The transcript is spliced from 2 exons.
AUGGAAUCCCAGCCCGGGGACCCUGAUGCGACGACUCCUGGUCCGGUCGACCUGCCCAAUGGCAAGCGCCGCUGGCGGCGGAAUCGAGUUGCUUGCGAUUCAUGCCACACUCGUCGCGUCCGAUGCGACCGCGCGUUUCCCUGCUCUCGAUGUCUACGCAGCGACACCCAUUGCGAAUUUACUCGCGAGCGUCGCAAGCGUGGGCGCAUUGCGCGUGCCAAAUUGGUGAAUGGGUCGACUGGGGCGGGUGAAGCUCCUCCACACUAUUCGCCCCGGAAAGACUCUCAGGACCAGAAACCCCCCGGACAGCUGGCUCUAUCACCACAGCAGCAACAUAGCUCGCCAGAAUCAACUUUCCACCAGCAAUCACCCACCACAAACGAUAUCAGCUUAUCUGCGCCGAGCGUGGAUGGCCUGCAUUCGGCGGUCGACAGCUCUCGAUCGCAGCGACCAGCUCUACCACCGGUACCCGGACCCCGCCCAGAAGGGAAUGCCACGGAAGAAUGGCUCUCAACUGCACAUUUAUCUCCCGAGUCUUAUGAUAUCCUGGGAGGAGUACACGGAGGUGAUGGACCACUACCGAGGCUGUGGGAUAUUUGGACACCGGGGGAUCUGGCAGGCCAUCAUCCCCCAAAGCGGGCGUCGCAGAUCCCGCCGGUACCUGCGCAACCCCAUGCAGGACAGGGAGCGCCCACCAACAAACGGUCGGGGUUGAAGUACCCCGUGCUAGAACCGAUUAUGCCAUUCUUGGAGUCCAACCUUCCACGCCGUUUAGUAUGCGAUCUACUGGAACUGUACUUUACUAGCUCAUUCUCGACUCAUAUGCACCCGGUCUGUCAUCACAUCCACUGUUAUGUCCUACGAAAAGCUUCAUUCUUGAGUACCGACCGCCCACGACCCAGCAGCCCAGCCUUGCUGGCGAGUAUGCUCUGGGUAGCGGCGGUGGAUGACCGUGCCUUUUCUUUAUCAAUUUCUCCUCUGCAACGCCGGAAAAUUUGUCAAUUUCUGUGCGCAUUGACUAUCCGUUUGCUUCGGCCCUUGAUUCAUGUUUCAUUCAAGGAUCAGGAACCCUCAGAAGGUUCUAAUGCGCCCCAAGAUUAUUCAGCCGCGUCAGCUCACCAUCCGUUUGAGGGAGUCGGCGAUGAUAAGGGUCUCGUGGGUCCUGCAGGAUCCCUAGACGAUGUCAUUACCUAUAUUCAUGUCGCGUCGAUCAUCUCGUCAAGUGAACAGAAGGCUGCGAGUAUGCGAUGGUGGCAUGCAGCAUUCACUCUAGCCCGAGAGCUCAAAUUGAAUCAAGAGAUCGAGGUCAUGCCCAAUAUUGACAGUCACUCGGAUGGAUCUAGUCCGGCUUUUGGCUAUACCUUGGGUGGCUGGGCGAGCUCGCCUGGAGGUCCUGUCUUUGAUUAUUCAAAUCCAUCCCGACCGAGCUUGAAUUGCGUCUGUGAGGAUAAACAUGAGCCGCAGCACAGCGCACCUGUCACGGAGGAGCAUCGCGAGGAGCGCCGACGCACUUGGUGGCUAUUGUAUAUCAUGGACCGUCAUCUGGCUUUGUGUUACAAUCGGCCACUCGCCCUGCUGGAUGCGGAGAGUGAAGAUUUGUUGCUACCACUGGACGAAGCCGCUUGGCAAGCUGGAAACAUCCACAGCAAUAGCCCCCGUGCAGAUGGUCCUCAGUGCAUUCGAUCAGGCGAUCGUAACAAGCGACGCGUCUUCCCGAAUUUCAUCUGUCAUGAUCACUCUAUCCUCGGCUUCUUCUUACCAUUGAUGACCAUUACCGGCGAAUUGAUCGACUUGAAUCAAGCUCGGAAUCACCCUACACUCGGACUCCGGCUGCAAGGAAAGGAGGCGUGGGAGGUGCAUGUCUCCGAGGUCCUCCGACAGCUUGAGAUCUAUAAAGCCAGUCUAACAACCUUUGCCGCAGCGGACUCCGAGAACGCGCUGCAGUAUGCUAACAAGGAUCAACCACCCGAUGCGUCCUUAUCGCAGGCUUAUUCAUGGCACACGCAAACUGUAAUCGCGUAUUCAUCUUACCUGGUCCACGUCCUCCACAUUCUCUUGGUUGGAAAAUGGGACCCGGUCUCCCUCAUCGAAGACAAAGACUUUUGGACAUCAUCUCCGGCCUUUGCAUCAACCAUCUCGCAUGCUCUGGAGGCGGCCGAUGCCGUCCAGCAGAUCCUCCGAUUUGACCCGGACAUCAGCUUCAUGCCAUACUUCUUUGGUAUCCAGCUGUUGCAGGGCAGCUUCCUUUUGCUUCUGAUUGUGGAGCGUCUCCAGAAGGAAGCUGGUGAUGGCAUUCUGAAUGCCUGUGAAACCAUGAUUCGAGCGACGGAGUCGUGCGUGGUGACGUUGAACACGGAAUAUCAACGCAGCUUCCGGCAAGUCAUGCGUAGUGCAGUCGCGCAAGCGCGCGGUCGGCCCGUGAAUCCCAGCGAGAUCAGACAUCGUCGGAAAGCGGUGUUGGCAUUGUAUCGAUGGACGCGUAAGGGCACUGGGUUGGCCCUUUGA